GGCACAGUGCUUCUAAGAGGGUGGAUCGGGAAAUGAUAACUGAGAUGAACAUUUUAUUUACUGCUCAGCUAGAACCUUCUUGUGAUUUGCGGCUUGUAAGAGUUAACACAUCUUAUCUUUUUGAUUCCAUCGAGCAUCUUUUAUUGUUUUUUUUAUUGAACUCUAUUGAGUGCAGGAAGGGAGGGAGUGAGGUGGAGGCUGUUGCUUGUACAUCUCAAUUUGCGUUAAUCAUUUAUGUUUACAACUCUGACACGACUAUCUCCAGGAGGAACAAGAGCCAAAGGUCUCACCUGAACAUCAGAACAUCGAAACCCUCUGCGAAUGCUGUCCGACAUGAGGGGCAUCACAGGAGUGAUCCUACUGUUGUCCCUUGUCAGCUUAAUAAAAGCUAACAGCAGCCCUACAAUAACUACGUUUGUUUACAACGUGUGUGAAGAUUUUGCGAUAGGUGCCAUUGCAUUUCAAAUCGAAGCAACAGAUGAAGACAAUGACCCGCUGACAUACACACUGUCUGGAUCCAACGCGGCAUACUUUGAAGUUAAUGCAGCCACGGGACAUGUAGCAGUAAAAAUCCCACUUGAUAGAGAGAGUACAAAUGUAAUGGCACUUCAAGUCAUCGUCUCUGACGGUCCCAAUCAGACUCCAGGAGACCUAACCCUAAUCUUAUUGGAUGCCAAUGACAACAGACCCAUAUUUGAUCAGCCGUCUUAUGACAUUUCUAUUCCUGAAACCACUGCUGUAGGUUCAUCUCUGUUCAAGGUUUCAGCCAAUGAUGCAGACACUGGAGCUGCUGGUGUUGUUAGUUACAGCAUCACAAUGGUCACUCCAAGCAAUGGCGUGGGUCUUUUUGAUAUUGUUAGCACGACUGGUGAAGUAAAAUUAAAGGGAAAACUCAACUACAACACCCUGGGUACCUUCUAUCGGCUCCAGAUUACUGCAACUGAUGGUGGAGGCAAAUGUAAUACUGAGGACGUGAUUAUCCUCUCAAGCAAUAUUUUCUCCAUCGUCACGGUUGUGGACAUGCCAGACCUCGACCCGCAGUUUGUUGGGACGCCAUAUUCAGGGGCAGUCUUAGAACACACAGGUGUGGGUCAUUCAGUGUUAGAAGUGAAUGCCUUUGACCCGGACACAGGAGUGGAUGACCCCAUGAUUUAUACCAUUGAAGAAUCCACACCACCAGGCCUGUUUGAAAUCUCUGGCAAUACUGGCGUCAUUUUGGUCAAAGGAGAUAUUGACAGAGAAGUUGUUGGUGAUACAGUGACCCUGACUGUGAAGGCCACUGAAACUAACGACAACAUCCACGGGGUCAAAGCCAGCACAACAACAACUUUUGAUAUCAGCAUUCAGGACAUCAACGACAACAAACCAGACUUCUAUAAGUGUGCAGAGACUUGCGUUGUCACCUCCCAAUUCACAGGGGAGGUGUUGGAACAUUCUCUGGGAUCCAUCUCCUUUGACAUGACAGUCAGAGAUCCUGACAGGAACUCUCGAACUCAGCUAAUUCUGGAGGGACCGGACAAAGAUGUGUUUUCUGUGGAGCCCUCCUUCACCACCGUUGACACAGUCGUCCAGCUUCUCGUCAAGCAAACAGAAAAACUGGAUUUUGAAAAAGUUCAACAAAUAGUUCUUCAGGUGGUUGCCUUCGAUGACGAGGAGACUACUUUCCGGUCCACUGCUACAGUUACGAUAAACAUAAAGGACACCAAUGACAACAGCCCUGUAUUCCCUGAGGAUACGUACAAACUGAGCAUUGCUGAACACUCUGCUGUUGAUACGGUUCUAGAAACCAUAACUGCAACUGAUCCUGACACAAUGGAUCAAGGGAAAAUUACUUACAAACUUCUUCCAGAAAACAUCCGACAAUAUUUUGAUGUGAAGCCCACUACAGGGGAAGUCUACGUUAAGAACUCAGAUCUGCUGGAUCGGGAGCUAAGAUCUCUGUACACAGCCACUCUGCAGGCCUUGGACUCAGAAACGAAGCCUGGGACCACAGUGCUGGAGAUCACUUUGACUGAUAUUAAUGACAAGACUCCGGUGAUGAACCGAGAGUCUUACCUGGAGUUUGUUGAAGAGGGAAAUAAUGUUCAAGUCAAGAUAGAAGCUACAGAUGCAGAUGAACCAGAUACAGUCAACAGCCAAAUUAAGUUCAGCAUCAAGCCCAGCACUUAUAGUCCCUCUUUCACCAUCAACCCAGACACAGGCAUUUUAAUCAACAGUAAAGGUCUGGAUCGGGAGGCACUGGAUCCAGAACUGAACGGGAGAAUCCAACUCACUGUUGUUGCCACAGACCAGGGAGAUCCAAAACUGUUCAGCAGUGUUCCAGUUACCAUCAGCGUAGAGGAUGUCAACGACAAUGUGCCAGCGUUUAAAUCCCCUUCUUAUACUUUCUCUGUAAAAGAAGGACAGAAAGGUGCACUUGUGGGGUCCGUUUACGCCGAGGAUUUGGAUCAAAGUUCCAACUUUAACCGAAUUUCUUUCCGCAUCAUUGAUGGGGGCUUCGGCAGCUUCAUUGUUCAGAGCUCUCUCCAUACCGAGGGCUACAAAGGAGACAUCUCUGUGGACCCAGACAUCGAGCUGGACUACGAGAGCUCCCGCAAAAGUUUCACACUGAAGGUGGAGGCAUUGGAUCUUGGAAAUGAGAAAGACGACGUCCUGGUGGAGGUGAAUGUGGUGGAUGUGAAUGAUGAGAGGCCCGAGUUCGACCAAGUAGCACCCUUGAAUGUGAAGGAGAACACCACCAUCACUGACCCUGUAGGGAAAUUUACAGCACAGGACAAAGAUGGAAACCACUCCUUGGUUUAUGAGCUAGAGUCAGUCAACUGCAGGUGCAGUGGCAUCUGGGAACCCUGCAGCUUUUUUACCCUAAACCCAGCAGGGGAGGUUCUACUCGAUCUAGACUAUGUUUUGGAUUAUGAAGUGUGUGACCUAGCGCUGGUGGAGGCUCAGGUGGUGGACAAAUACACUGAGAAAGGGGAAAACAACAGUGCUAUUCCAGGAAAAAUGGAAAUCAACAUUGAAGACAUCAAUGACAACGCUCCAGAAUUCAUUUACUCAGAUAGUGUUUAUGUUGUGGUGGCCGAAACGGCAAGUACAGGGACAUCUGUUGCACGAGUCACAGCUUCAGACAAAGAUUCUGGAUUAAACAGACAGAUUGACUUUGAAGUCACAGUAGUCCAGUUUGAGAACGACAAAAAUGAGACUGCUGACAGGAAGCUACUGUUUGAGGCUGUCACUACGCAGCAACAGGACACUUUUAUUGGUAUUAUUCAAACUACAGAAAGCCUUGACAUGACUGUCCGAGGGAGAUAUUUGGUAACAGUGAGAGCGACGGAUAAAGGCGGGCUCCACACAGACACUGUCCUGAAAAUUUUCAACAUUGAUGAAACCUUUAAAGUUGAACUGGAGUUUGGAAUUUCAGAAGUGGAGGUUCAGAGCAAGCUCUUUCAAAUCACAAGGGCACUUGAAAGAGCCACAGAUGCACAUGUAAAAAUUGUCGCCAUUAGAUCGGAGAUUGGUUCACAAUCCAGGAAUAUUGAGAAGACGGUUAUAGUGGCUUAUUUUGUUUACUCCAAUGGAGUGCCUCUCAGCACCAGUGAUGUGGAUAAGGGGCUUGCUGAUCCUGAACAUUUUGAAGAACUGAAAGCGCUCGGUCUCAGCAGCAUUACGGAGGUUUCUGAAAAAGAAGAUCCAGGAGACCCUGUGAAAUACGCUCUGCUUGGGAUUCUGGGAGGCCUCAUCAUUGUAAUGAUUGUCCUCACCACUUCGCUUCUGUGCACUCGCAGGAACUACAGGAGGAAGCUGAAGGCCGCUGAAGCCAUGAAAUCCACUGUGAAUUCUGACAACCAGAAAGGAGGGCCGGUGGUUCCUGGAACCAACAAGUACACGAUGGAAGGAGCUAAUCCAGUGCUUAAUCUCCACUACGACACCAUGAUAUCCCUGGACAUAGAUGAGCAGACCUCAGAUGUGGACAAAGUCAGCCUGAACUCUCUGGACAACAGUGACUUUAUUGACAGUGGCUCGGUCACGAUGAAGGAGAAAAAAAGUGAUGAUGAGUCAUCAGAGGACGGUGAAGCUUUUGAUGCGUUAGCCCGGCUGGGCAAGAAUAAAUCAGCCAACAACCCUCAAGUUGGUUUCAUUAACCCGGCAUUUGACACAACAGAUCUGUGAUGGAAAUAAAAGAAUAAUUCCACAAAUGGACAGAAUCAAGAAAACCAAAUCCAAGAUCUUAGUUAUCUUUUGUUGGAUGAAGAUCUCCAUUUCAAUUGGAACUCUGUUUUACUUUUACCGAUGUAUUGUUGAGUGAAAAAUGCAUGAGUCCUGGCUCAUAAGCAACAAAUUAUUGAAACUUGUGCGGAAGCAGACUAAAAUGGAACAUAAAGGUCGAUUUUGUUAUUUUCAUCUUUUAUCUGGGCUUAGAAUUUUUAACUUCACAAACAAGACAACAGAGCAAAGACUAGGUUUGAAAAAUAAACCCACAAGGAUAAAUGAUGACAUUUGUUGUCAAACUCAGGGAUUUAGAUAAAGAUUAACAUUUUAUUUUUCUCAAAAAGUUCUAUUGCUAACAUUUGAACACAAGCAAUUACGUCAAGCAAAAGAAUCACUUUAUUUAAGCAAUUGCGUAAAGCUGUUUGGUUUUCUUUGAAAUAAUCUGUAAAUAGGCUUUGUUAUCCCAUUAAUCAUUUGCAGACACUAAUAAAAUAACCAAAAAAUGAAAAAAAAAAUACAAGAUUGUUUGAUUUGAGUAUGCAAGAUGAAUCAUUGUUUGUGAAAAUCUUAGUUCAUUUACCAGUGUUUGCUCUCAGUUCUGAGCUCCUGCUGCUGAAACGAGACUUUGUUCAGUGUCUUUCUGCCAGCAGCAGAUGGAAAAAGAUGGCUUUACUGUUUACUCACAACCGAGUGAAUGUAUCACGAGUGCAAUCUGUGAAUAAAAUCAGUUUCUCUUCGAA
Messenger RNA from Oryzias latipes (Japanese medaka), 4946 nucleotides. RefSeq names its product cadherin related family member 2 (gene cdhr2). The record is from RefSeq and is a predicted model, not a curated record. Gene Ontology annotation, biological process: homophilic cell-cell adhesion. NCBI's taxonomy places the organism in Eukaryota, Metazoa, Chordata, Actinopteri, Beloniformes, Adrianichthyidae. Gene Ontology annotation, cellular component: cell-cell junction; plasma membrane. Gene Ontology annotation, molecular function: calcium ion binding.